Molecule: messenger RNA, 1216 nt
Organism: Anthonomus grandis grandis
Lineage: Eukaryota; Metazoa; Arthropoda; Insecta; Coleoptera; Curculionidae
Product: probable pre-mRNA-splicing factor ATP-dependent RNA helicase mog-4
Exons: 4
Coding region: 113-1216 (367 amino acids)
Cellular component (GO): intracellular anatomical structure; catalytic step 2 spliceosome
Molecular function (GO): RNA binding
Source: RefSeq, a predicted model, not a curated record
UAAAAUUGUCCCAUCCAUCAAAUAUCUGACAUGUCGCAUCAAAACAAAACAGUUUAACAACUUACUACAGUUAUUUUCUGUUUAUAAUAAUUCAAUAUAUUAUAAAUCAAACAUGAGUAAACCGAAAAAAGUGCGUAAACGCUACGAAACCGACUCCUCGGAAUCUAGUGUAGACAGUGAGGAGGAGGCACGAAGAAAAGACAUAAAAGAAAGGGAUGAAUUCGCAGAAAGGUUGAAGAAGAAAGAUGAAUCUAAAACGAGGAAUAUUGUUCAGGCCUCCGAUAGAAGAGCGUAUGAGGAAGCCGCUAAAAGGCUGCAGCUUGAAAAUGCUGCAAGAGAGAAAAUUGUUCCGAAGCUGAGGGUGGAGUCAAGGAGGAAGUAUCUCGAGAAGCGUAAGGAGGAUAAGCUGCUAGAGUUAGAGGCAGAUAUACAAGACGAUGAGUAUCUGUUUGAGGAAGAGGUACUAACAGAAAGAGAGAAAAAAGAAAGACAACAUAAAAAGGAGUUGCUCAGAUUAGCUCAAGAGCAUGAAAAAGCAAGAGAGUUGGAAAGGGUGCAAAGAUACCACAUGCCAAGGGACCUUGGUAAGGAUUCCACCUCCGAUUAUAUUGAGGUGGAUGAAUUGGAAAAACUGCCACAAUCGGAGCAAAAGAAAUGGGAAAAAGACCAGAUGGCUUCGGCAGUGUUCAGUUUUGGCGCUAAAGACGCCUCUAAAAAGGACGAAUAUGAAUUACUACUGGAGGAUCAGAUUGAUUUCAUUCAAGCCCUUCAAAUGCCAGGUUCGAAAGAUAAACUAAAAUCUGAACCCGAACUUAAAGAGCACGAAAAGAAAAAACUGAGUAUAGAAGAGACCAAGAAAAGUUUACCCAUUUUCCCAUUUAGGGACGAUUUAAUUCAAGCGGUUCGUGAACAUCAAGUUUUAAUUAUCGAGGGGGAAACGGGGUCUGGAAAAACCACACAAAUUCCCCAGUAUUUACAUGAGGCCGGAUUUACUGAAGACGAUAAGAAAAUAGGAUGUACUCAGCCACGUCGAGUUGCCGCUAUGUCAGUGGCGGCACGGGUGGCUCAAGAAAUGGGGGUGAAGUUAGGGAACGAAGUGGGUUACGCUAUUCGGUUUGAAGACUGCACGUCUGAGAGGACCAUUAUUAAGUACAUGACCGAUGGUACUUUGCACAGGGAGUUCCUGUCUGAACCGGAUUUGCAGUCCUACAGGUAA